Molecule: messenger RNA, 9098 nt
Organism: Chionomys nivalis (European snow vole)
Lineage: Eukaryota; Metazoa; Chordata; Mammalia; Rodentia; Cricetidae
Gene: Caln1
Product: calneuron 1
Exons: 6
Coding region: 661-1320 (219 amino acids)
Molecular function (GO): calcium ion binding
Source: RefSeq, a predicted model, not a curated record
UUGGGGGGUGGGGGUGGGAGCUCCCUAAUCCCAGGAGAAAAUCGGGGAGAGACUGGGGUGGCCAAGUCAGCCCAGUAACCAGGCUUGGAGGAAUAGGGCAAGAGUGGAAAGGGAUCGUUUUGCUAGAGAUCGCCAGGCUUCUCGGGAGGAGCCGGGGAGGCACUGGGGGAGGAGGCCGGAGCUGCAUGGAGUUUCUGGGGCGCGCAACUCCGGCGGGGCCUCGGCCACUGGGCUCCGGGGCGCAGCGAGGAGGCAGCCGCGCACAUGGGCUGAGCCCGCGCGGCCAGCGGGCGCGGGAGGGGUAGAGGCGAGCUCGGUGCAGGGGGUGCGGGGCGCACGUUUCCCUAGACGGGAGGCGAGGACAAGGACAGGGUCGGAAGGAGCAGCCUGGAUCACCGCGGGCUCUGCAAAAAUCAGCAGAGAGACUCAAGGGAAAGACUUGCACGGGGUUCCCGGGCGCCACUGGGUUGGGCAAAGCUGCCUCCCAACCGGAGUGGGGGACGCCGUGGGAGCCGGUGGCAGAGAGGAAGGAUGCCCGCGCGGGGACGCGUGUGAGCGCCAGGCUGAGCGCUCGGUUUUGCGUCGCCCCCUCCCUGCGGGCCUCGGAGGAGGUGCCUGGGCAGCCGGGCAGCGGAGCCCGGGCUCCAAGAGAGGGAGAAGAUGCCGUUCCACCAUGUGACCGCUGGCUUGUUGUACAAGGGGAAUUACCUCAACCGAUCUCUGUCGGCGGGCAGCGACAGCGAGCAGUUGGCGAAUAUCUCUGUGGAAGAACUGGAUGAAAUCCGAGAAGCCUUUCGUGUUCUGGACAGAGAUGGGAACGGCUUCAUUUCCAAGCAGGAGCUGGGUAUGGCCAUGCGCUCUUUGGGGUACAUGCCGAGUGAAGUGGAGCUGGCUAUCAUCAUGCAGCGUUUAGACAUGGACGGAGACGGGCAGGUGGAUUUUGAUGAAUUCAUGACAAUUCUUGGGCCCAAGCUGGUGUCAUCAGAAGGUCGUGAUGGUUUCCUUGGAAAUACGAUAGACAGCAUCUUCUGGCAGUUUGAUAUGCAAAGGGUCACCCUGGAGGAGCUGAAGCACAUCCUGUACCACGCCUUCCGGGACCACUUGACGAUGAAGGACAUCGAGAACAUCAUUAUCAACGAGGAGGAGAGUCUGAACGAGACCUCGGGGAAUUGCCAGACAGAGUUUGAAGGAGUUCAUUCACAGAAGCAGAACCGGCAGACCUGCGUCCGCAAGAGCCUCAUAUGCGCCUUCGCCAUGGCCUUCAUCAUAAGCGUCAUGCUGAUUGCAGCCAACCAGAUCCUGCGGAGCGGCAUGGAGUAGCAGCCUCCCACCAGCCACAACCGCGUUGCCAGCUCACUGCGCAUGUGCAUGCCCCGCGGGCAGACUCUGUUCCUCCACACCGGAGAUCUGGACCUAUGGAUGGAUGCAGUCGUUGGUACAGUUCAGUAAAGAACUCAAGUUUGCAGGAUAACCGGGAUCACGGAUCAACUCCAUCUCCUUGGCAGGGACACUAAAGGGCUGUGUCUUCAAUGCUUUCAUGGUUUUGUUUCCCAAUGCAAUAAAUACCCGGGAGUUCUCAAUUAUUGCUUCAACCGCCAGUAGCAACUCCGAAGGGGGGAAAAAUACUGCUUUCUUUUCGUCUUGGAAUUCCAGUAGCCAUCCAAGUAUCGCGGUGGCAUCACAGAGCGAGAAAGAAAAGACAAGUAUGAACAACACUCACCUCCAUCCAUGCCCCGAUUCUUUCAACCCAGGGACCCAAAGAAACUCCCUGCUGAGGUUGACUUCUGGGUUGCUACAGGAAAGGGGACUUUCCAUCUCACCCUGGCUUCCUUCCUCCACCCCGUGGAGACCCCUCCCCCCAAGGCAUGAGGGGGAAAGCCAUUAGGCAGGGCGCAAGUUCCUUGCAGCCACUGCUGGUCUUAUUGCCUUUUCUACAGGACUCCUGUCGGAAGAGCUGGGGCGCUCUCGGUUGGUUUCCUUGGCACUUGGCUUUCUGUUUCUGAAGUCCAUCCCGCACCAGCAUCUUGGAAUCUGCAGAGAGCCUGGCUCCCAGCUUUUCUUGCCUGUGCCACCAUUAGAGAAAAGAAAAAAAAAUUUACAACCCGGGUGUGUCUGUAACCCAGAAGCAUAGACAGACAAGCGACUUCUGCGUGUUUGAUGCUGUUCUUCCCUAACCGCUUACUUUGGACGGGAAUUUGUCCUCUAACUCACACCCAUCCCUGCUUCUUGGGAGCAAAGGGUGAAGCUACUGGGGGAGGGGAAGGAUUGAGCCUGGGGGCAAGGAGGCCCACAUCCCAGGCAUCCAAAGUAACAGAACCCCUCUGAUCGCCAUGCUAGUUAAGAUUGGUGUACACCUAAACCCUUCCCUCAUCUCGGACUUUCUUAGUGAGUCUUUCCCCAGCUAAAAAAAAGAGACCUAGAACCUGAAGCAGAAAAGCUGGAAGGAUCACAUGGCUGUAUGGGCUGGAUUUUGUUUAAUAUCUCAAGAUAUUCAGAUUGUGCCAGUGACUCGUUGAGAGAGAGAGAGAGAGAGAGAGAGAGAGAGAGAGAGAGAGAGCACACGCGGUGUUUAGUGGGCGUGGCUGAUGUGAAGGAGACUUGACUCCUGAUCACAGGACACUUCUGUUGGGGUCUGUUUUCAGCAGCAGCAGUCUGGGACUCAUUUCUUUCAGUUUUCCUAGAUUCACUAUGAAUUUAAGUGUGAGUGGUCAGAUUGCCUGUCAUCUAUAGAUGUGAUAGAUGUGCUAGUUUCCUUUGUGUUUUUCUGAGCCCAAGUCUUUAUCUCUGUAGUGAAAUCGUCCUGCCCCUGCUUCUUUGGAUCUCAGGCGGAAGCUUCCUGAUUCUCCUUCCUCCUUCCUUACCCUUUUCUCCAGCCACAUUGAGGCCGGCAGCCUCCCCCUCCCCCCCCCCUCCUGCAGCCGGGUAGGGUUUUUCUGGUGCGAUGCAUAUUCCUCUAGCCUAGCUUCCCUCCCUUCUCCCUCCUUACUGCCGCCUUAGACUUGGAUCAUGCAAGUUCUCCUUCUAGGGUCUUCCUCUAGCCGACCUCUACAAGCGCUCCACGCAGUAGUGUGGAGGGCGGCUGUCGAUAUUUUCCCACUGUAGGGUGUGAAUAUUCACUAAGAGCACAAGUCAAACUAGGUUUGAGCCAUAGCAUAGGCAAGAGAGAGCAAGUCAGAGGUCCCAAGAGCCCGAAGGGGCACAGAGUCACUUCAUAAAACUGCCUGGAGUCUGGUACAUCCAGGCAGCAGCCUGCCUGCCUUUCUCACGGUGCCCUCUGCAAACCUGCCCUUUCUGUUUCUUCCCUAGGCUGAGUCACCAUGGUCCCCAUAGGACCAGACUCCUGCACUAGAACAGGAAGAGACACAGAAUAUUAAUACACCGCACAACUUCCCACCCCCUAAGUUUCGUCCUGGAGCCAUCGCCUUCUUUCUGCCGGGUGUGAGCGAGAAGGCAAGCAUAGCGGGCAGCGGCACGCUUCCCUAUCUCUUGCUGAUGGUUGAAACUCCAAACUGCAUCCUCUCGGGAGCAUGCUGGAGAAACCAGGCGAAUGCAUCUGGAAGUACAGGAUUCUAAGGACCCGAAGGGGGCAGAAGCCAUGCUGCAGCUGAGAUUAGCUACUGAGGGGGACAUACAGAUGUCUUCAAAUGUUGCUUUCUGCAACAUCUGCCCCAUACUGGAGGAGGCUGAUCCCCAAAGAUGAAGAGUUUAGAUUCCUUCAGCAAUGAGUGGAGAUGUAAUAAUAAUAUGAAGGGCAUGAGCACCUAUUCCCUUAAAAAAAAAAAACCCUCCAGCAUCUUUCCCAAUUGCAUGGAAGAAAUGAUAGGAAAACAGCCAUCAGAUUCUCUCCGAUGGCCCAGAAGUUAGUCUCCCAGCAUCCUCCUCAUCUGCGGCACCCAGCGACUGAAUACAACAGGGCAAGAAACCAGGUCUAGUGGCAUUUUGUUGGCCUGCCUGCUAACUGCUUUGCUUGUAUUAUAUGUCUUUGACAUAUUUAGGGUGUUGGGAUUCUUUUCCAGGCAGCCCCACUCCCAGGUCUGUUCACACAAAUGCUACCCCGAGGUUCAUGACCCCCUCACAUUCUCAGGACAGUAACUGGGAAGGAGGAGCUGGUUGGCUGAUGGUUCCAGAAAGUUCUGUCUCCCAUACUCGCUAAGGCACCCUCUGUAGGAGAGGCAGGGGCCUCAGUCUUUGCUGCCUUAGGAAUGGGCGACAGAGGCUGCCCAGCCAUGAGGUGACUUGGUGACUGGCUCAUUCUUGCUACCAGCUCAGCUCCACACCCCCAGGACUCCAUGAAUGUCAGACAGUAGGACAGCAUUUGACCUGAGACAGAAAGACAGGCUGCCUCUGAACCCUGUCACCUUCAAACAAGCUAUCCCCUCACUGUCCCUGGAGGUAGAUCGAAUCCCCAGUCAGGACUCCACCCUGGAACUGUUAACGAUGGCUUCCAGAAAGGGUGCAAGUUCCACAUGACAACUAUAAAGAUUGCCAUGGAAACAUUGCAUCUUCCCUGAGUUUGCCAAGAUACAAACAUAGGGAACAUUUUCUUAAAAGACACUGUAUAUCCUACCUGCCUGCACCCUGACUCCCAGAAUCCAUCUCCUGCUGAGAUGGGGAAUUAACCUCCGAAGAAUAUGCAUGACUUCCCUACCUUUCCCUGUUGUAUUUGAAUGAGUCCUUGCCCCAACUCAGGAGAAAAGGAGUAAGCCCUGUAUGGGUAGCCUCCUCACCUCUACCCUUUAUCUCACCUCGAAGAACAAGACUGUCUCCAUAUGGGAGGGGUAAAACCACCUACAUCAUCUGGCGGGCCAAAACAUGUUUAGCUUAUAAUCUUUAAUAGCAUUUGCUUGCUUGUUGACACUCUCCCAUCCUGUAAGCUAGAAAUAAGAACUGAGGUGAACCGCGGUUCUCAGGAGUUCUUGGACGAGCUCAGCCAUUGCAAGACGUUCUGGAUGACCUAUAUGCAGGAACCAGGACAUCAACUAGGUGUCUGCCAUACCUGCUCCUGUCUCAAAGUUUACAUGACAGGUGAUCUAGUAUCUGAAAGGAUGGAAUCAGGAAGAAAGAAAGAAGAAAGAAAGAAAGGAAGGAAGGAAGGAAGGAAGGAAGGAAGGAAGGAAGGAAGGAAAAAAGAAAGAAAGAAAGAAAGAAAGAAAGAAAGAAAGAAAGAAAGAAAGGCAGAGUAUGUUGAGGAGAGCAUCUCUUCUAGCCCCAGCAGAUAGUCCCAGUCCCAGUCCCAGCCCUCAAAGGGAUUGGAAAAUCUAAGAGCCAGGAGAGAAACAAUUGGCUUUUACUGCAGUCUCCUGCUAUGGGCUCAAAUCCAGACUCAGGUCAUACAUCAAAGAGUAUUGUGUACAUUGUUUUUGAAUCUAAGAUAGUGUCCCUGGGACCCUACGAGGGCAGCAUGAGAAGAUGAACAAGGUGAUUGUUGGGUGUGCUUCCUGGGUUGGGUUGGCUUGGCUAUGUCUGGCUGCAUGUCAUAUGUGGACUGUUUCCUUGUGUGCCCUUGAUGACAGUGCCAAGUUUUGUACCUCAAACCAUAUUAGCUCCUGUCCCUACACUAUGUCACUAACGGUCCACAGCGACUCGAUCUACCCUGUUACCUAAGAUACAUAGAGAGUCUGGAACCUUCUCAUGAAAAGGGUCCUUAUUUUUAUAUAACGCUAUGAUAACGAUAACAGGUGAGCUCCGACGAAUCUUCUAGACUUUGGCACAUACUGUUUGUAAUGAUCUGGAAGACCACAGAACUCCAUUCCCUGGGAAGCUUCCGUCACAAACAACUUCAGAUCAGCAGUUUUCACUGGCCUCUUCCAGGAUGCCCUACAGGGCUGAGAGUCCAGAAUUCACAGCCAUUUUUCCUUCCUCCACGUUGAUUCCCCGGCUCCCCCUCCUCCACGAGGAGAAAAAUCCAUGUUCUGUAGACGAGCUAUGCAGCCAUUAGAGUGUUUCACUUGAAUUAUUUAUAGUCAGGACAGAAUAGAGGAGACUCUAGGCCACCCCAUCCUCACGAUCAUGUAAAUGUCACAAUUGCUUAGCUUCAUUCCAUCCGCGCUUUCACUAACACUCAGGGGACUGUUCUCAGCUAUGUGGCCUUUGCCACGCACAGUUGGUUUGGAGGAAGGGGACAGGUGGACCAGCUAACUGGGCCUUCUCCUUGGAUCCUAUACUUCCUGCAAAUGCAUUACCGUCAUGUUAAUGCCAAUGGUUUAUAUUUAUUAUUGGUUCUAUCUUAAAAUACUACAAAGAGUGGUGGAUUCAGCCAGACACAGGAGAACGUGCUUCCAGGGCCUAAAAGUUGACAAACUGAGGUGGGAGGAUUGAAGUUCAACAUUUGCCUGGAUUGUAGAGCAAGUUCAAGGCCAGUCUGAGCUAAAUAGUUAAGCUCUAGGCAAGCCUGGGCUACAUAGAGAGUUCUGGGCUAGCAUGAGCUACCACAAUAAGACUCCUUCCCACUCGAAGGGAAAAGAAAAAUCAGUUUCACAAAGCAGCCCCCUGUAUCUCAACAUUACUUAUCCAGUUCCUCUCUUGGGGAGUUUGUCAAGAGAAGACAUCCCACGUUCUGGAUAUAGGGUCAACCUUUUCUUCAGGUGGAUGUCUUGGCUUCCAAACCAGUCCUUCAUAUGUUUUCAGAAGUUAUCCAAGCAGGGCUAAUAGGGCAUGCCUAUAAUUCUAGCAGUUGGGAGGUGCAGGAACCCGGAGUAGGAGUUCAAGGACAUCCUCUCUACAGAACAAGUUGGACUGAGCUAUGCGUGCAAACACAGAGUGGGGGAGGGGCAGGGAGAGGGAGGGGAUGUCUAGAAAGUAGACAGGUACUAGAAUUUUCCAGAAAGUACGGGCUAAUUGGGAAAGAAUAUUUCAGAGAAUGCAGGUUUCACCCAGAUGUUUGCUCCAUCCUUGGACCUGACAGAGAAUGUUCUUUAAGGGCUGCUAGAUUCUAGGCCCUGUAUAUCUGGCCUACUUUGGGAAUGUCCAAGGGAUGCACCUCCCAUCAGCAUGUUCCCAAAUCACAAGCUCUAUGCCACCAAUAGGAGGGUAGUAACUCCUCUGGGUGGAUGCUGACUCCUGCCAGCCUCAGCAGGUCUUGCCCAAGGCUCUGAAACCUAUGAACAGAGGCCAGAAAACAGAAUAGAAAAACCAAAGGGAGGGUACCAGAAAUAGGAUCCUUGCUGCUAGAGGCCAGGAGAAAAUUCAUCUCCAGUAGAGAAGGUUGCGAAGUCCUGUGUGUUGCAUUGUUUGGGGUAGCUUGUUUGGUGGCAUGAGUCCCAAGGGCAGCUGUGUGUUCCUGUCGGUGUCUACUAUUUGUGAAGGAAACUGUGCCCUCUGUUUCCCAGCCAAUAUGUCGCAUGUCACACACAGGGGAGAUGCAUUUUUGUUUGUUGUCCAAAAGUUUGCUGAAUCAAGAUGAGCUUCUAGCCGGGCGGUGGUGGCGCACGCCUUUAAUCCCAGCACUCGGGAGGCAGAGGCAGGCAGAUCUCUGGGAGUUCGAGACCAGCCUGGUCUACAAGAGCUAGUUCCGGGACAGGCACCAAAGCUACAGAGAAACCCUGUCUCAAAAAACCAAAAAAAAAAAAAAAAAAAAAAAAGAUGAGCUUCUAUGUCUCCUUGUCUUCCAGCCUGACAAUGAAGGAGUUUGGUUCCCUGGAUAAAGGGUAUAUGGAAUCUGAAUUUAUGAGAUUAUAGGUUGAGAUAAAAUUCAGAUUCCAAAAAAACGAUGCUACCAAAAUCUCUCUGAGGAUGUCUAAUUGGAAACUCCCCCAAAUAGUGUGCACGCCCAUGCUGUCUCCCCACCGUUAAUACCCCCUUACUUUCCCCUGGCCACUGGAUUUGGAAGCAGUUCAGGUGGAUGUGGUCCUGCAGAGGACAGAAAGCUACCAUCUCUAAUGAGUAUCAGGAAGUAGAUGACGAGUCUGGGGUGCAGGACCAGCAAUCUGAAGCUGUUCUUUAGAUGGACAUAGAUGCCUGCCACAGCAAUGCUCCAACCGUAGCAAGAGACCUAGGCAGGAACUCAGCAGUUUGUAGGUACCCAAGUCUUUGUCCCUUCUUUUGCAUGCUACCUCCGAGCCUGUUUGAGCCAGGCACAGUGGCAUACACCUACAAUCCCAAAACAUGGGACACAGAGGCAGACUGUAACAAGUUCCAGAAUAGUCUAUGAGGUUCCAGGUCAGCCUGGGCUAAAGCAGGAGGCCUUGUCUCCUAAACAAAACCAUGGGAAUAAUAAACUCCUGGUUUGUGCUCUUGGUUCUUGAUCCCUGAAGCAGUCUGAGAUCUAGUCGAUGUUCACAGGCGACCCCAUUGCUCUUCCCUGAAAAGACCUGUUGAGAAAAGAUUCACUCAGCUUCUGGUACAAGUUCACAUAGAUGGAAAGUCUGGGACCAUUUGAGUGCUGUCCAGUGACUCCUCAGGCCGGGGGGUUAAUUUCUCUGACCCAAAUUCUGAAUUCAGAAAGAAGCUAAUUGCCCAAGGACUGAUCCAAGGUCAGAAAGAUGCUAAUUGCCCAAGGACUGAUCCAAGGUCAUGUUCGUGGAAGCUGUUCAGACUCUGAAGGGCUGGUCCUGCCAGGUGUGGGAGAGCUUAGUCCACAGGUGGGCACAGGUCAUCGACAUAGUUAAUUCUCAAAGCACAGAUGUAAAUGGCUGGGAUUUGGACCCCUACAUGCCGGGUGUCUCAGAAGCACAGGUAAAGACUGUUCUAAACAGGAGCUUCUUGCCUCUCCUUCCAGAAUGUUCCAGUCAGAUGUCAAUCAUGCAUCUCGAUUUCCCACCUUACCUCAUUUACAUUCUUUUGUUUCCUUCAUGUAGUGUGAGUUUGGUGAUUUUUCUGCUAUUAAGUGGUGAGACAGCAGGUUAGUGAAAUAAAAAAAAUUAUCUUUAUAUCAAAUGUAAAUAUUAAUAUAAAUGAACUCGGCAUGCAACAUAAGUGAUCCAAUGAAGCGAUAUUAUUCACAUGUUAUCUUACUGUAUAAAGGGAAAAUGACUGCCAUAUAUGUACCAGAUGUUUUCUGUAACUAAUCUUGUCUGUAAAUAUAUAAUCUUAUUAAAAAAGAGUCUAAUUUACCAUUAUUUAUGCAAUAGAAAAAAAUAAAAGUUCUUUUUUUUUCCUUU